This is a messenger RNA of Propithecus coquereli (Coquerel's sifaka), 999 nucleotides long. RefSeq names its product mas-related G-protein coupled receptor member X2-like. The transcript is spliced from 2 exons. Gene Ontology annotation, biological process: G protein-coupled receptor signaling pathway. Bases 1 to 999 code for a protein of 332 amino acids. The record is from RefSeq and is a predicted model, not a curated record. Gene Ontology annotation, cellular component: membrane. NCBI's taxonomy places the organism in Eukaryota, Metazoa, Chordata, Mammalia, Primates, Indriidae. Gene Ontology annotation, molecular function: G protein-coupled receptor activity.
AUGGAUCCCACCAUCCCAGCCCAGAGCACAGAACUCACACCAAGGAACGGAAGUGCUGAGCCCCCUCCUAUAACUUGCUACGAGCAAACUCUGAUCUUUACUUGCCUGGCCGGCAUCACUGCCCUGGUCGGGCUGCUGGGAAACGGCGUUGUGCUCUGGCUGCUGGGCUUCCGCAUGCGCAGGAACGCCUUCUCCGUCUACAUCCUCAACCUGGCCGGGGCCGACUUCCUCCUCCUCUGCUUCCAGAUUAUAAAUUACCUAGAUGACCUCAUUGACUUCUUUCAUUCCAUCUCCAUCUCCUUCUCUAACGUCUUCCCCACUGUGUCGACUUUUGCCUACCUUGCAGGGCUGAGCCUGCUGAGCGCCAUCAGCACGGAGCGCUGCCUGUCCGUCCUGUGGCCCGUCUGGUACCGCUGCCACCGCCCGAGACGCACAUCAGCUGUUGUGUGUGCCCUGCUCUGGGCCCUGUCUGUGUUCUUUAGCAUCCUGCUAGGGUCCUUCUGUGUCUUUCCGUCUUUGAUUUCUGACCAUAAUAGGUGUCGGACAGUUCACUUCAUCAUAGCUGCAUGGCUGGGUGUUUUACUUGUGGUUCUCUCUGGCUCCAGCCUGGUCCUGCUAACCAAAUUCCUCUGUGGUUCCCGGCAGAUGCAGAUGACCAGGCUGUAUGUGACCAGGCUGUAUGUGACCAUCCUGCUCACAGUGCUGGUCUUCCUUCUCUGCGGCCUGCCAUAUGGCAUUAAGUGGUUCCUAUUAUUCUGGAUUGAGGAUGAUGUUAACUUCCUUUGUCAUCUUCAUGCAGUUUCAGUUGUCCUGAUGUCUGUCAACAGCAGCGCCAACCCCAUCAUUUACUUCUAUGCGGGCUCCUUUAGGCAGCAGCGGCGGGAACGGCGGCAGAACCUCCAGCAGGUUCUCCAGCGGGCUCUGCAGGACACUCCUGAGGUGGAUGAACGUGGGGGCAGCCUUCCUCAGGGAUCCCUGGAGCUGUCGGAAAGCAGAUAG